AUGGCCGCCUCGCAAAUUUUUACCACGCUUCUGGGCUCAGCGUUCGCAGACGUCCGUUUUGCACGGGACGACACCACGCAACAACAGCGCGACGACGGCGCAACUUUCCCCAGCGGCGUCUAUUUUAGGACCUCAAUCAGCGCCCCUGCUCGCCGCGACGGCCUGCAGAUCGCACUUGGAAGACCGUUGCGCGCAAUCUGCGAAGCUUCCAGCCCGGCCAGCCCUCACACGGCGCACUCGGCGCCGCGGCCAUUGUCGACCGCCCGCACCCAAUCCAAGACAGACCAGCCUGCCACACGGGAUCCAGCGAUGGCGCCCACGGCCACAGCAGCGGCAUCCUCACCGGACGCGGCCGACUGGUGCAACGGGCGACCGCGGCCUCAGAAUGCUCGCCAGGCCGCCAGCGUUGCAGUCGCAUCUCGUGCGUCACGUCACGCAGUCAUGGCUUUGCCCACGCCGACACCAGCCAGCUCGCUAUCAACGAUACGGUUGGCAGUCGGCUGA
Messenger RNA from Mytilinidion resinicola, 504 nucleotides. RefSeq lists its product as uncharacterized. The transcript has a single exon. The record is from RefSeq and is a predicted model, not a curated record. NCBI's taxonomy places the organism in Eukaryota, Fungi, Ascomycota, Dothideomycetes, Mytilinidiales, Mytilinidiaceae. Bases 1 to 504 code for a protein of 167 amino acids.